Molecule: messenger RNA, 3414 nt
Organism: Drosophila busckii
Lineage: Eukaryota; Metazoa; Arthropoda; Insecta; Diptera; Drosophilidae
Exons: 8
Coding region: 26-3328 (1100 amino acids)
Molecular function (GO): beta-tubulin binding; microtubule binding
Source: RefSeq, a predicted model, not a curated record
ACAUUUAUAAAUUUUAUAUAUAGACAUGGUUAGGCCAUCUGGCCAGCUCUCAGCUGAGAGCGCCAACAAGGCCGGACUGCUGACUGAGAAGGAUAUGCGCGAACGUGAGCAGCGCUAUAUGCAGCGGCUGCAGGACAUCAGCGUUAGCUGCAACUUAAUCAAGGAUGCCACCGAUGAGUUUAAUAAGCUGGAGGAGCAGCGUGCGCAUCGCGAGCAUUGGGAUCAUCAUAUACGCUGCGAUGGACUGCCACGCCCCUAUAUACCGCCCGAGAUGCGCACGUUUCUGGAGCGACUGCGUCACUAUCAGCAAUUUGAUGUUAAUCAUAGCAUUGACUGGACUAUGAAUGUGGAUGAGCGCACGCUUCUAACUCAGGAUAUAUUUCGCACGGAUAAGUCGCGUAGACAUGUCAAAGUGAGCAUGGAUGAUCAUAUAGGCGAGCGUUUCCAAAAGGAUAUCUAUAUGUAUUUGAAUACACUGCGCAAAAUCGAUAUAAUGCUGGAUAACAAUGCGGAAAUGGCGCGUGUUGCGUUUCCGCUGCAAAUGGAGAUUAUGGAGGUGCGACGUGAAAUUGAGCGUGAGCUUGAUGCCUGCAUCGAUCGCUUGACCUACAGAAUUAUACGCAUGGAUAGCGUCUACAUGAACUCUAGCGACGCUAUAGUAGCCAAGUGGGGCUUCAAGUGCGAUAAAUAUGCCAUUGAUAUCUGGAGUCUGCGCAAUGUGCCCAUACGCUUCAAUGAGCUGCCCGCUCCAGCUAUGCUGGCGGUGUUCAGCUGCGCCGGCGUGCGCGUGCAGAUGCCGCUUAGCGUGCUGCGCGAUUGUCUCACAGUGCGCUGCGUACACACGGACUACGAUACGUAUUCGCAAUAUGCCAAGAGCUUCGAUGAGGUUAUUACAGCGGAUUCGCCUAAUGUGGACAUUAAUGCUGGUGUUGUUGACAUUGAGGAUUGCCUGAUUAACGAGUGGCUUAUGCAGCUGGAUAUACAAGAGGAGCUGCUCAACAAUAUGAUACAGCGCCGGGAGGCGUAUGAGGAAAUUAUGCAGAUCAUCAAUGAGCGCACGGAGAAGGCAAACAAGGAAAAGAAGUCGGGCGAUGACUCUGGACCCAAAAUAGUUAUACCCAAAGCGCCCAAGGAGCCGCCACUAGUGCUGCCUGGCUUGCUGCCCGAUGCGUAUCCCACAUUUCUGGAGCGUGAGCAUCAGCAGUAUAUGGAUUUGCUAGAUGAAGUUUAUCAUCCGCGCAAGCUUCGGCUGGCGUCUCACGAGAUUAAUAUGAGGGAGCACAUUAUACUGGGCGGCAUCUUCUCGCUCAUGUUUGUGCGUCAAAUGCCCAAUACGCACUUUCAAAAGUUCAACAUUGUGCUGCACGAGAAUGGCCGCGUGCUGUACACCAUGCUGGAUGUGGUGGCCGAUGUGCUGCGUGACUCGAACUCAUCGCGCCUGUCACGGCUUUCGCGGCGCAAGUCACGCCUGGAGCUGUCGCAGCUGCAGGAAGGACCGCGCAAGACGCUCAUGCUGGAGGAUGAGGAGCUGCCGUAUUUCUUUGUCACCAUCGAGCUGCCGCGUGAGCUGUGUCUGUGGGGUGAGCCCACGGUCUGUCAGUAUAUGACCAGCCAGGAGUACGAGGUUUCGUCCGAAAAUAUUUCAAUACGCGAGGAGAGCAUCAGUGUUAAAAAGAAGAAAAAGAAGUCAACGAUACAGCGAAACACAGUCAGUAACUUUGGUCCAAGGCCAUCGCAAUUUGCACGUAUACGUCGUAAGACUUUAGAGAUGGAGAAUGUCUUUCGACCCACAUUGGUCUCGCUGCUGCGUCACAGUCGCUUGGCAAAGCCAGAGGAUCGCAUUUUGCCGCUGCGUAACUUCAGCUUGGAUCAACGCUUGAAUCAAAUACAAAUACGCAAAAUUGUGCGCUACUGCGUGCCGCGCAUAAUCUCUUCAUUUAAAUUUCCACUGGAGGUUAAGGAGGAUCGCGACGCAAUGGAUACGCGACCGAAGAACAAAAAUAUGCUCAUACGGCGUCGCAGCUUGGAGGCGGAGGAGACGCAAGUUGCUGUGCGUGAUAUUAAUUUUGAUUUCGAUGUGCAGCAUCAGCCCGAGCGUCUGUUUCCCAUCUUUGCCGAUGUGGAGCAUGUUUAUUAUCCCGAACAUGCGUACACUGAGCACUCGCAGAAAAAGGAAUCCAUCUAUGGCAUACUGGAAGCAUUCGAUAUGAUCAAAAUGCGCUAUCAAACAGACUAUAGUAAAGUGAUGCACCAAAAGGAAUUUACUGCAGAUCUCAAGAAGUCCAAGAAGCAUGCACCAGCGCAAGGCUUGGCCGCGCUGCAAGGCAGACGACAACCCUCCGUAAGGGGCAGCAAAUUUUCGGUGCAUAGCGCUUCGAUCAUUUCAAGUCAUCGCACAUCCAGCGCCAGUAACAUUGGCGAGCAGACUUCGGUCACAUCGAAUAUUGAAGCUGCUGAGGCGCCAACAGAACGCAACACUUUCAAUAUAGAAGAGCCAGAGGAGAAGCCCAAAAUCGAAGUUGUACACUGGACUACCAAACAUAUAUUGUCGACGCAUUUCGAUAGAGAGGCGAAAAUAAUGCGCAUUAAAACGGAUCGCUUGGGAAACUUUGGACUGGCCUUUAAGCGUUACGAGCAUUUUCCAUUUCGCGACUGGAUUAUGCAGCCCAAUGAGGAUAAUCCUGAUGAGAUUAUGCUAAAGGUGGAUACAUUUCAUGUGCGUGUUUUUUUGUAUAUUACCAAUCAGGGCAUCAGAGGCUAUGCUACAGAUAUAAGCAAGGGAUAUGUAGCGCAUCCAGUUAAAUAUAUGGAAAUUAUUGAGCCCAUUGCUGAUUUUCGUUUGCUGCGUCAGAAGUUAUGUGAGAAGAACAUUAAUAUAUUUGCUCAAAACGAUGCUUGCUUCUAUAUAACCAAUGGCUACUUUUCCAUUAAGCAUUUGGCUUUAGAGGAUCAUACAUAUGAUGCCAUGGCGCUGCAUUGCAAGACGAUGAAAUUCUAUCGCUCUGGCUGGAAUCGUUUGUCCUCGCGUCGCAAUUUGCUGCUGGGCAUGAAGAAUGCCAAGGACAAUACAGACUAUACGGAAGUUACAAUGCGCAUUACGCCGGACAAUACAACAUUUGUUGAAGUCAGCGAGCUCUGCUCUGAUGAUCUUGAUGUCAUUAAGCUGGACUUUAAGCUUACCUGGCGUAAUAUUGGCCACUAUACGGAUCUGCAUCAGGCUAUAUGCAGCAUGAGUCCCAGCGCUUCGGAUGCCAGAAAUCGCGAUGCCAUGCUGCUCUAUUAUAUCAAGAAAAUGCUUAACGAGUUGCAUGUUAUGAGUUUUUCCUAAACUUUGCAUCAUUUGUCAGUUUUGUUUUUAACACACACACACACGCACAUAAAAACAAAAUAUAAAAAAUAAAAAAACAAUAAAAU